AUGAUGGCCCUGCUGGUCACAGGACCCAAGCAAACCACUACAAAGAGCUCCCCGACCACAAGUACUACACAGAAACACCCUGCUGCAUUCUGCACACACCCACACUCACUACACCCGCUACCCCUCACACCCACACUCACUACACCCCGCUACCCCUCACACCCACACUCACUACACCCCGCUACCCCUCACACCCACACUCACUACACCCCGCUACCCCUCACACCCACACUCACUACACCCCGCUACCCCUUCACACCCACACUCACUACACCCCGCUACCCCUUCACACCCACACUCACUACACCCCGCUACCCCUCACACCCACACUCACUACACCCCGCUACCCCUCACACCCACACUCACUACACCCCGCUACCCCUCACACCCACACUCACUACACCCCGCUACCCCUCACACCCACACUCACUACACCCCGCUACCCCUCACACCCACACUCACUACACCCCGCUACCCCUCACACCCACACUCACUACACCCCGCUACCCCUCACACCCACACUCACUACACCCCGCUACCCCUCACACCCACACACCCACACUCACUACACCCCGCUACCCCUCACACCCACACUCACUACACCCCGCUACCCCUCACACCCACACUCACUACACCCCGCUACCCCUCACACCCACACUCACUACACCCCGCUACCCCUCACACCCACACUCACUACACCCCGCUACCCCUCACAUCCACACUCACUACACCCCGCUACCCCUCACACCCACACUCACUACACCCCGCUACUCCUCACACCCACACUCACUACACCCCGCUACUCCUCACACCCACACUCACUACACCCCGCUACCCCUCACACCCACACUCACUACACCCCGCUACCCCUCACACCCACACUCACUACACCCCGCUACCCCUCACACCCACACUCACUACACCCCGCUACCCCUCACACCCACACUCACUACACCCCGCUACCCCUCACACCCACACUCACUACACCCCGCUAACCCCUCACACCCACACUCACUACACCCCGCUACCCCUCACACCCACACUCACUACACCCCGCUACCCCUCAACACCUCCCCUCACACCCACACUCACUACACCCCGCUACCCCUCACACCCACACUCACUACACCCCGCUACCCCUCACACCCACACUCACUACACCCCGCUACCCCUCACACCCACACUCACUACACCCCGCUACCCCUCACACCCACACUCACUACACCCCGCUACCCCUCACAUCCACACUCACUACACCCCGCUACCCCUCACACCCACACUCACUACACCCCGCUACCCCUCACACCCACACUCACUACACCCCGCUACCCCUCACAUCCACACUCACUACACCCCGCUACCCCUCACACCCACACUCACUACACCCCGCUACCCCUCACACCCACACUCACUACACCCCGCUACCCCUCACACCCACACUCACUACACCCCGCUACCCCUCACACCCACACUCACUACACCCCGCUACCCCUCACACCCACACUCACUACACCCCGCUACCCCUCACACCCACACUCACUACACCCCGCUACCCCUCACAUCCACACUCACUACACCCCGCUACCCCUCACACCCACACUCACUACACCCCGCUACCCCUCACACCCACACUCACUACACCCCGCUACCCCUCACACCCACACUCACUACACCCCGCUACCCCUCACACCCACACUCACUACACCCCGCUACCCCUCACACCCACACUCACUACACCCCGCUACCCCUCACACCCACACUCACUACACCAAGCUACCCCUCACACCCACACUCACUACACCCCGCUACCCCUCACACCCACACUCACUACACCCCGCUACCCCUCACACCCACACUCACUACACCCCGCUACCCCUCACACCCACACUCACUACACCCCGCUACCCCUCACACCCACACUCACUACACCCCGCUACUCCUCACACCCACACUCACUACACCCUGCUACCCCUCACACCCAUACUCACUACACCCUGCUACCGCUCACACCCACUCACUACACCCUGCUACCCCUCACACCCACACUCACUACACCCCGCUACCCCUCACACCCACACCCACACUCACUACACCCUGCUACCCCUCACACCCACACUCACUACACCCUGCUACCCCUCACACCCACACUCACUACACCCCGCUACCCCUCACACCCACACUCACUACACCCUGCUACCCCUCACACCCACACUCACUACACCCCGCUACCCCUCACACCCACACUCACUACACCCUGCUACUCCUCACACCCACACUCACUACACCCUGCUACUCCUCACACCCACACUCACUACACUCUGCUACCCCUCACACCCACACUCACUACACCCCGCUACUCCUCACACCCACACUCACUACACCCUGUUACCCCUCACACCCACACUCACUACACCCCGCUACCCCUCACACCCACGCUCACUACACCCCCCUACCCCUCACACCCACGCUCACUACACCCCCCUACCCCUCACACCCACACUCACUACUCCCCGAUACCCCAAACUCAAACACUCACUACACCCCCCUACCCCGCACACACAUAUACACACACGCACACCCUCCACCUCACACUCCCUCUGCCCCUCACAUACACACACGCACACCCUCCACCUCACACUCCCUCUGCCCCUCACAUACACACGCACACCCUCCACCUCACACUCCUUCUGCCCCUCACAUCCCCAGCCCGGUGCCUCCAGCUGUCUCUCGAAUCACAGGACUCAGUACUGA
This is a messenger RNA of Salvelinus namaycush (lake trout), 2751 nucleotides long. RefSeq names its product mucin-2-like. The record is from RefSeq and is a predicted model, not a curated record. The coding region runs from base 1 to 2751 and encodes 916 amino acids. Lineage: Eukaryota; Metazoa; Chordata; Actinopteri; Salmoniformes; Salmonidae. The transcript has 2 exons.